UUGAUGAUGGCCAGUCACUCUGUCUCUGGCCUCUCCUUGGUCUCUGCCUCUAUUCUGCAUCUGCAUCUGCAUCUGCACCAACACCUGUGACCUGCAGCCAUCAAUCAUCAUCUAAUCUAAUAAUAAAAUACCAUCGUGGGGCUCGUGCUUUGUCCGCCCGCACACCUUGGUAAUGGUUUAUGCCGCCAUCAAUAAUCACCAUCAUUCUGCCUCACUCAGGAAGUUCUGCGCAUCCUCUUUGUCCGGUCGCGUUUCUAAAGACGCCGCUACUCACUACAUGCAUAGCUGGAGAAGAGCGCGCGCAUAAUGGUAGAUUUAUUUUCAACAUAUUCUAUCCAUUCAUUAUUGUCCGUCAGCUGCGACCCGUCCGUCAGCUCUCCGGGUGUGCACUGUGUAGGUGCAAGUACGUGCCUUCGCGUGCUCCAGGAUCAACACUCCGAGUAUCCAUCCAAUGCACAGAGGAUCAUCCUAAGCCGUGUGUUGUGAUCAUUGCGAUUACGAUUGCGAUUGCGAUUACGAUUACGGUUGCGCACUCCACUUCAGCAUCACUCGUACUGAAUAAUAUAGUUACAGUACUGUUAAUUAACUAAAGGAUCAUUUCUAUAGGUACCGCCAUGUAAAGCGCUACGGAUAUGGUGCAAGUCUCUAUUCAUGCAUCCAUUUGACUACUUCAUAAGUACGGAUUUCUGAUAA
This is a messenger RNA of Aaosphaeria arxii CBS 175.79, 693 nucleotides long. RefSeq lists its product as uncharacterized. The transcript has a single exon. Lineage: Eukaryota; Fungi; Ascomycota; Dothideomycetes; Pleosporales. Bases 180 to 590 code for a protein of 136 amino acids. The record is from RefSeq and is a predicted model, not a curated record.